AUGAAUCCUGAAGCUCAAAAUCGCCAGCGUUGCCGAAGUGACGACAACCGCUCAGCAUGCAACAGAUGCCAGAUCGCCGGACGGAAAUGCAUUCGCUCGCGACCCAAGCUCAAAUUCCUCAACAGCACGAGCGCUGAAUACGGGUAUGCCUCGGGGAGACAAAAGCAGCGCAGUCCAUCCACAACAGACGUAUCGUUCGAAUACGUCGACGAAACCCCCGCCGUGGCAGCUCUAUACCAGCAUGAAUCUACUCCAUCCGCAAACCAUCCAACCACACCACACGCCUUCACCAGCUCUACGACAACAACAACACCUCUUGUCACAUGGAUCACAUCAUCUCCUGAAACGUUUCCCAAUACCUCACCCACAACCUGGAGUCCACCCAUCCAGACCCCGCAAGCCCAUCUCACGCUAGAAGAAGCAUGCUUGCUGCGCUACUUUUCCGAAACACUAGCUAAAUGGUUCGACAUCGGCGACCCAUCCCAAUGCUUCACCACAAUCGUCCCCCAACGUGCUCGAACCAGUCCCCCUCUCCUGGACGCCCUCCUCUCCGCCUCAGCCCGCCACUUCAGCACCCUCCCGCACCGCCAACAAUUGCAUAUCACCCGCCGGUAUGGUCUCCCUCAGGGCCUGACCAUUGAUGAACCCUCCACUCUGCAUUACCAUAAUCGAUGCAUCGCGCAUCUCCGCUCCGUGAGUACGGAGCCGAAUGCUAUUUUGGAUGAGAAUCUCCUCGCUGCGGUGGUGACGUUGAAGUUUUAUGAAGAGCUUGAUACACCCUUCCACCCCCACCCUACGACAACCGCUAUUCGCGGCUUGCAGGUGUUUCUGGAAGCGCAGGCCCGUCCGACUAUUAUGGGUAGUUCUACUUCGUGGGGUCUGCGGCAGAGCGCCUUCUGGGUAGGCGUGCGCCAGGAAUUCCACAUGGCGUUUACGCAGCAGCGCCCGUUCCGCAUUCCGCUGGAUAUAUUGGACUUGUAUCCUGCUCCGGGGGCUACGUCGGCGGACUAUGAGUGGGUGAAUGCGCUGUUGAUACUAGCUGCGCAUGUGAUCCAAUUCUGUUUUGAUGAGGGGGCAUCGCGGAGUGUUGUGACGUAUCGGGAGUUAGUGCGGAAGAGGGAUGACUGGGUAAGAACGUGUCCAGGGUCUUUUGAAGCGGUUUACUCCGACGAUGGGGACGGGGGAGGAUUCCCGAAUAGAUGGUAUCUGGAUGGAUGUCAGAUUGUGGCGGCGCAGAGUUUGGGGUUUAUUCGCAUUCUGCUGGCGACGUAUAAUCCUUCGUUGUUGGGGGUGAGGAUGGGCAGGAUAACGAUGGCGACGGAGAAGGAGGUCAAGGAGGCCGUGUGGGAGGUCUGCGGAGUGGCAAUGUCGAAUCGGCAGUCGCCGGCGGGGAUGGUGAUUGCGUCGUUUGCUGUGGUGCGCUGGGAAGUUUGA
Aspergillus niger is the source of this 1434-nucleotide messenger RNA. RefSeq lists its product as uncharacterized. Lineage: Eukaryota; Fungi; Ascomycota; Eurotiomycetes; Eurotiales; Aspergillaceae. Gene Ontology annotation, molecular function: transcription cis-regulatory region binding; DNA-binding transcription factor activity. Gene Ontology annotation, biological process: positive regulation of transcription by RNA polymerase II. Gene Ontology annotation, cellular component: nucleus. The transcript is spliced from 7 exons. The record is from RefSeq and is a predicted model, not a curated record. The coding region runs from base 1 to 1434 and encodes 477 amino acids.